AUGUUCAGCUCAUACAUUUCCCUUGUAUUUCAGGCCCUGGCAACAGCAGUUCUUUGCCUCGUCAUCUAUCGUCGCUUGUUGCAUCCCCUUCACAUUUACCCUGGCCCCUUCAUAGCCAGCUUCACCAACAUCUGGAAGUUCUACCACUAUUUGAAUGGAAAUUUGCACAUCGUUGAGCAAGAUCUGCACCAAAGAUACGGUCCCAUCAUCCGCACUGGCCCCAACUCACUCUCCUUCUCGACUCCAGAAGCUUUUGAGUCCAUUUACGGGUUCAAUCAUGGCUUCGAGAAAGGCGAUUUCUAUGCCUUCGCUCGUGAUCCAGCUACUGGAGUCUCCAACAUCUUCUCCGCUCGUACACACGCGGAGCAUCGUGAACGCCGUCGUAAGGUCAUUGCCUCCACUACUUCGCACGUUGGCUCUUACCAUCCUGUAAUUGCGAGACAUGUCCAGCAUUUCCUUUCAAAGCUCUCCUCCAGUAGUGCACAGGGGCACGUCGUCAAUAUCGCGGAACUAGUCCAUGCUCUUACCUUCAACGCUCUCGCCGAGGUCAUCUAUGGUCCUUCUCUCGCGAGCCAGCCAUAUACAGAAACCACAAACGGGGAAGGCAUACUUCCUGCUUUUCGCGCCAUCUCCAAAUUUGGCUGGGGCGUCUCACACAUUCCCCUCCUUGCUUGGCUAAUGUCUACCCGUCCUAUGGUCAAGAUGACCCGUAGACCGACCUUCAACAAACAAGGCGUCCCAACAGGCAUAGGCGCACUGGCUGCUCGAGCGAAGGUAUUGCUUUUGGAAGACCCGACCCUGGUGACUGGAGUGGACCAGCCAAGCAUUGCAAAAAAUAUGCUGGCAGUAGAAACAGGAGAUUCAAGACACAUGGGUCCAGUGGAAGUAUACAGUGAAUGUUUCAAUUUGCUGUUUGCGGGACCGGGGAGUACUACUGCCGCUGUGACGAGUGUUCUUGAGCGACUGGGUAGCGAGGAGGGUAGAUCAUGGCAAGAGAAAAUACGAAGCGAACUUCUCCAUAAGGCCGACGAGUCUAACGAGAGCGAGAGUCUGUAUGCCGUGAUUCGCGAGAGUAUGAGGCACAGCACGCCUUUUCCUACCGCGUUUCCACGGGAGGUGCGGCCAGGAGCAGAGCAGGCGAUUGCGGGAACGGAACUGCCUCUACCUAUUGGUACCAUUGUCGGUGCUAACAGCUGGAUUGUAAGUCAUGACACAAGCACCUGGGGCAUUGAUGCCGGACAGUGGAACCCCUAUCGUUGGCUUGAUGUGAAAGAGAAUGCUGGGAAAAGGCUACUAGAAGACAACUUCAUAGUGUUCAGCAAAGGUCCUCGAGGAUGCAUUGGCAAGGACAUCGCGAUGCUGCUUAUCACACAGGCAGUGGCUGGCAUUGUAUCAACGUGGCGAAUCGAGGGCGCUGGAAAGAUGACAGGCGGGGCAUGGCUCGAGAUGCAGAUCGAGUCGUGUGGUCUGAAAUUGACUAAGAUUUGA
Molecule: messenger RNA, 1488 nt
Organism: Mollisia scopiformis
Lineage: Eukaryota; Fungi; Ascomycota; Leotiomycetes; Helotiales; Mollisiaceae
Product: putative cytochrome P450 pisatin demethylase
Exons: 3
Coding region: 1-1488 (495 amino acids)
Molecular function (GO): monooxygenase activity; iron ion binding; heme binding
Source: RefSeq, a predicted model, not a curated record